Messenger RNA from Spizellomyces punctatus DAOM BR117, 1186 nucleotides. RefSeq lists its product as uncharacterized. The record is from RefSeq and is a predicted model, not a curated record. NCBI's taxonomy places the organism in Eukaryota, Fungi, Chytridiomycota, Chytridiomycetes, Spizellomycetales, Spizellomycetaceae. The transcript has a single exon. Bases 198 to 1082 code for a protein of 294 amino acids.
GACGAGCCCUUGCAAAACUGCAGUGAUAGAACCCUUUUCAAAACACACUUUUUGCUCGGAUCGUGUGGUCCCCACGCAGAGACGCAGAUUCUCACUCCCCCACUUGGCGUUGUUUUUGUGUUCGAAACGGCCCGUUGUUCCAGGAUAUAUAGGAAGGACGAUCCAGUCUCGGGGCCCCAUCCCUUCCACGUAGCACAAUGCCAGACCUGAUUCAACUUCCAGUGGAACUUCAAAGUCAAGUCUUUGCUCACAUAAAGUAUCCCGCAGCGUUUGCCGCGACAUGCAAGCACAUAUAUACCCUCUCAACCAUCAAGUCAGUCCGACGGCUCUGGCUUUGGUACAAUGCCGAGUGGCUAGAGGAAGAAUGGACACGAUGCGUGGGUCCACGAAGUUUGGAUGGACAUGUCUAUUCAAAGAGUAAACUACGGGGAGUUCCUUACCGCAUGCUGGCCAACCCUGAUUUCGUCGAAACCUUUUUGGACAUGCGCGGAAAAGAUGCGAAUGAUAUCAUUUGCAACAGGAUUCUUCAGUGGAGUGUACCUGGGAACCACGCACGAAUUGUUGAAAAGCUCCUUUCCAGAACGCCUAGACUGCAUAUACCCUCGCAGACGGUUGAGGCUCUGUUUCUUAGUUCUGCUGUGGCGGGAUACACUGCUAUCCUAAAGUGUUUGGUUACCCACCGCUUUGAGGACGUAUCGAGGAGAUUGCAUUUGGCCGGGGUGCUAGCUUCUAGGCACGGACGAGCAGAUGUGGUUCGCUUUCUGUGUUUCGAGACGUCGUGCGAUCCCUUCCUGGAAAGACCUAAUGGGCUGGAGUUGGCCGCUGUCUGUGGACAUGUAGAGGUUGUCAGAAUAUUGGUGCAGGUUUGGGCAAGGAAGAAAUUGCAGGGUGUGGAUCAGUCCAUGGUGAAGUUGGAGGAGCAUCUGUUGCGCAAGGCGGUUGACAGAGGCAAUGUUGAGGUAGUGGGAGUGCUGUUGGAGAGUGGAUUCACGUGGGGAAUGAACGGUUCGGCAGAGUCGGCGUUCGCAAAUCGGUUCGACCAGAUGGUAACCUUUUCGAGAGCGCAGUGUGCUACUAUCUGAAUUCGAAUAUAAUAUUGCAUAGCGAAAAGUGAUUCAUACCCAAAAUCACAUAAAUACAUAAUUAUCUUUAAACCGUUAUUAUUAAAAAACUUUAAAGUGUGCAA